GUCACGGGGUUGGGAGAAGACGACAGAGCAGGAAUGAAAACAAGAGAGGGACACGCCUUCUCUCCUAAAGGUUAUAGCAGCUUAAUAAGUACUGCUGUCAGAGCUGCACAACCGUGGGCCUAUCGUGCACAGAGAGACUAAAUAACAACAACUAGAACAACAACAACACGCCUGUGAUUCACAGAAACAUCGAGAUUAGCAUUGCAGAAAUGGAGUCCACAGAAAUGUCCGACUACGUUGUCAGCAGUCGUUGGUGAUAAGCAGUCGAAAAUAACACUCGAAUCGUGUCACAAAAAUGCCCAACCAGAAGAGCAACAAGGGGAAGAAGAGCAAACGCACAAACAGUAGCGGAGAUGAGCAGGAAAAUGGAGCCUGUGCGGCCGCAAUAGGAGGCGCGGCCGCGGCUGCUGCUGCUGCUGCUGCACCCGGGAACGAGCGUUCGAGUGAAAUCCAGUGUGCGACCCCUCUGGGCUGCAGCUUGGGCCGUGCCAUUGACCUGGAGAAGGAUGACUACCAGCGGGUGCUCUGCAACAAUGAGCUGUGUCCUUACGGCAACUGGAUGCAUCUGCAGUGUUUCUAUGAGUGGGAGAGUUCCAUUCUGGUGCAGUUCAACUGCAUUGGCCGCGCACGCUCAUGGAAUGAGAAACAGUGCCGGCAGAACAUGUGGACCAAGAAGGGAUACGACCUGGCUUUCAGAUUCUGUUCCUGCCGUUGCGGCCAGGGUCACCUGAAGAAAGACACCGACUGGUAUCAGGUGAAACGCAUGCAGGACGAGAGAAAGAAGAAGCCAUCUGAGAGGAGCACUGGUCGGACGGGGGCCAGUGGAGGAGCUUCCGGGUCUGGGGACGGGUUGUUUGAGGAGCCGAGGAAAAGUAAGCCAGUGGUGGGAUCAGGUAAAACAGCACACAGAGCCUCGAGUCAGGAGCUACCAAGAAGACAAUCAGUGGAGCGCCAGAACUCUGUUGAGAGAGGAGCAGCAGGGGGACUUUUUCCUUUGGGGCCUCCUCACAAGUCUCCAUGUGACUCCCCAGGACAAUCUCCUCCAUCAGGUUUCUCCUUCUCGCCAACCUCCGUACUCGGACCUGGUGGAGGUGGGGCAGCUUUCCGGGGCUCCCGUCAAUUAGGAGAGUUUCUCAAAUCCGCAGUCCACAUGGACACGCAGCGCAAGCACCUUUUAGUCGGGGGAGCCCUGAGCAGAGGCUCUGGUGGUAUUCCUCAGCUUGACCCCGCCGCAGUGCUACCCCUGCCCAUGGCCUUCACCCUCCCGCUUCAUCACCGGCUCGCCUCGGGUAGUGUGGGUGACGGCGCUCUUCCUCAGCCCAUGCAGUUCCUAAGGAGGCUGGACCUCUCGGAACUUCUCACUCACGUCCCUCGCCAUAAACUGAACACCUACCAUGUUCGCAUGGAGGACGAUGCCCAGGCAGGCCAGGGAGAAGAACUACGCAGGUUCAUCCUGUCCACCCUCAGUGCGAGCCAGAGGAACGUGGUCAACUGUGCGCUGUGCCACCGGGCGCUGCCAGUGUUUGAACAAUUCCCGCUCGUGGACGGCACGAUGUUCCUCAGCCCCUCACGCCACGAUGAGAUUGAGUAUGAUGUUCCAUGCCACCUGCAAGGCAGGUUAAUGCACCUGUAUGCCAUAUGUGUGGAUUGUCUAGAAGGUGUCCACAAGAUCGUGUGCAUCAAGUGCAAGUCCCGCUGGGACGGGAGCUGGCACCAACUAGGCACCAUGUACACCUACGACAUCCUGGCUGCUUCACCUUGUUGCCAGGCUCGUCUAAACUGUAAACACUGCGGGAAGCCAGUGGUGGAUGUCCGUGUGGGGAUGCAGUAUUUCUCCGAGUACAGCAACGUCCAGCAAUGCCCUCACUGCGGCAACCUGGACUAUCAUUUUGUUAAACCCUUCUCCUCCUACAAAGUACUUGAGGCUUAUUGACAAAUGUUGUUCAUGCAUGCUAGUUAAAGCUGCUUAUCGUUUUUUUUUUUGUUUUUUUUUAGGAAAGUUUAUAUUUUCAGGAGGUGAGGAGGGGUUGGAUGUCUUAGGUUCUUAUUUGUUUGGUUUACUUUUGAAAUGUACAGACAGAGCAUGUACAAGUUCCAAGACUUUGUGUCUAAUGUUGAAAGCGCUAGACAGGUGUUGGUAAAGUGUGGGAGUGACUCUUUGAUGGAAACACGUUGAUCUGUGACACGUGAAUGUAUCUGUAAGACAAAUUAGAUCUUUAUUUUUACCAAAAACAAUAUCAUUGUUGAAUAAAGGCGAGAUACAUGGCAGUGUGAAUAUUUAUUCUCUGAUCAAGUACCCCAUGACCAGUGAUGUGUGGUCAGGGGAAAAAAUAAUGAUAACACAAAAUAAAUAUUAUUUGUCUAUUGAACUGUGUUAUAAAUGUAUUUUUCAGUAAUUGUUAACAUUUUUUUUUUUUUUUUACAUGAAGUU
Molecule: messenger RNA, 2431 nt
Organism: Dunckerocampus dactyliophorus (ringed pipefish)
Lineage: Eukaryota; Metazoa; Chordata; Actinopteri; Syngnathiformes; Syngnathidae
Gene: heca
Product: hdc homolog, cell cycle regulator
Exons: 5
Coding region: 296-1933 (545 amino acids)
Source: RefSeq, a predicted model, not a curated record